This is a messenger RNA of Musa acuminata AAA Group (dessert banana), 4259 nucleotides long. Its product is annotated as ABC transporter B family member 4. Bases 318 to 4097 code for a protein of 1259 amino acids. The record is from RefSeq and is a predicted model, not a curated record. Gene Ontology annotation, molecular function: ATP binding; ATP hydrolysis activity; ABC-type oligopeptide transporter activity. Gene Ontology annotation, biological process: transmembrane transport. Gene Ontology annotation, cellular component: membrane. The transcript is spliced from 12 exons. NCBI's taxonomy places the organism in Eukaryota, Viridiplantae, Streptophyta, Magnoliopsida, Zingiberales, Musaceae.
AGAGAGAGUGAGAGAGACAGAGAGCAGGUAAAGCAUAGCAUUAGAGUAAAGUGGUCGAAGGAAGCGGUGGUGGUUGCCAUCCCGCUCCUACUUGCGGCCACUGACUUCAGCCUUCACGUCACGGAUGCGCUUCGAGAAGCCUGUUGACCUACCUCUGACAACGAACUCAUUAAUCGACUCCAUGUGAACGGCGGAAAGCACAGCGUGGCAUCAGACGGCAUAUUUCCAGUUGGGAUCCCCUCCACGUGUUCUUCCUCCGGCAAUAAGUAUUGCGUAGAGGAGGAGGAGGAGGAGGAGGAAGAGGAGGAGGACGCGAGAUGGGAGAGGAGGAGAGGAAGAAGGAUGAGCAGAAGGUGGCUUUCCACAGGCUGUUCGCUUUCGCCGACGGCCGCGACGUGGCGCUGAUGGCCGUCGGCACGGUGUCGGCGGUCGGCAACGGGAUAUCGAUGCCGAUCAUGACGCUCAUCUUCGGGCAGAUAAUCGACGCCUUCGGCUACGCCGACAACUCCACCGUUGCUCACCAAGUCAACAAGAUUGUUCUGAAGUUUGUCUAUCUUGCACUUGGGACAGGAUUAGCUGCCCUCCUGGAGGUCUCAUGUUGGAUGGUGACUGGAGAAAGGCAAGCGGCACGCAUACGAGCACUGUACCUGGAAACCAUACUCAGGCAAGAUGUUGCCUUCUUUGACAAAGAGAUGACAACUGGAGAAGCAGUAGAGAGGAUGUCAGGAGACACUUUGCUCAUUCAAGAUGCCAUUGGUGAAAAGGUUGGGAAGUUCGUACAGCUGUUGUCCACCUUCUUCGGUGGCUUCAUCAUCGCAUUCGCCAAGGGAUGGCUUCUCUCCCUUGUCAUGCUCUCCAGCUUGCCUCCCAUCGCCAUCGCCGGCGCAGUCAUGUCAUGGAUGAUCGCGAAGCUGUCGAGCCGCGGGCAGGCGGCAUAUUCCGAAGCCGGCAACGUCGUUGAGCAGACCAUUGGAUCCAUCAGAACUGUCGUCUCCUUCACCGGCGAAGACCGAGCCGUCGAGCUCUACAACAAGUCCAUAAACACUGCGUACAGGUCGUCGAUGCAGGAAGGUGUCGCCUCUGGCCUCGGCAUGGGUGCCGUCUUCAUGGUUGUGUUCUCCAGCUAUGGCCUGUCCACAUGGUAUGGUGCCAAGCUGAUCAUCGACAAAGGCUACAGUGGAGGAGUUGUGAUCAAUGUCAUGUUCGCAAUCAUGGUCGGUGGAAUGUCUUUGGGACAGACAUCGCCAUGCGUCAGCGCGUUUGCGGCAGGGAGGGCCGCAGCUUACAGAAUGUUCGAGACGAUCAAAAGGCAGCCGGAGAUCGACGCCAACGACACGAGUGGAAUCGUCUUGGAAGACGUUAAUGGUGAGAUUGAGCUCAAAGAUGUGUACUUCAGCUAUCCGACGAGGCCGGAGCAACUGGUAUUCAAUGGGCUGUCGCUGCGCGUCCCCAGUGGAACCACCAUGGCCAUCGUCGGAGAAAGCGGCUCCGGGAAGUCCACGGUCAUCAGUCUGGUUGAGAGAUUCUACGAUCCUCAGGCUGGUGAAGUUCUCAUCGAUGGCGUCAACCUGAAGAAGCUGAGACUCCGACACAUUCGAGAAAAGAUCGGACUGGUGAGCCAGGAGCCUGUUCUGUUCACGGCCACCAUCAAGGAGAACAUCGCCUACGGCAAAGAAGGCGCGACGCUGGAAGAGAUCAAACGUGCCACCGAGCUCGCCAAUGCCGCGAGAUUCAUCGACAAGCUGCCCAACGGGCUCGAUACGGCGGUGGGAGAGCACGGGACGCAGCUCUCAGGCGGGCAGAAGCAGCGGAUCGCCAUCGCCAGAGCGAUCCUCAAGGAUCCCAAGAUCCUGCUGCUGGAUGAAGCGACGAGCGCGUUGGAUACGGAAUCGGAACGGAUCGUUCAGGAGGCGCUGAGCAGGAUCAUGUCGCAGAGAACCACAAUAGUCGUCGCGCACCGCCUGAGCACCGUGAGGAACGCCGACACCAUCACCGUCCUGCACGAGGGAAGAGUGGUAGAACAAGGUCCUCACUCGACUUUGGUGAACGAUCCCAACGGCGCUUACUGUCAGCUCAUCCGCCUUCAAGAACUCCGCCAGGAAGGAGACGAAGAGCCUUCGAAUGACCAUGGAAGACUCAGCUCCAAUAACGAUGCUGCUACAAAAUCCAUGAGCAAGUCCUUCAGGAGGACCUCGUUGAGCAGAUCCAUCAGCAGAGGCUCGUCACUCGGCAGGAGCAGCAGGCUAUCCUUCACCACUGGAUUCGGUCUGCCCGGCUCCAUCGAGAUCCAGGACGGGGAGUCCAGAGCAGAUGAAGGUAAUCAAGGCCAGCUCGAGCCUCGCCGGGACGUCCCCAUUAAGCGGCUCGUUUACCUCAACAAACCGGAGGCGCCGGUUCUGCUCAUUGGAUCCGUAGCUGCGGCCGUGCACGGAGUGCUCUUCCCGAUCUUCGCCAUACUCAUCUCCAGCGCCAUCAAGACGUUCUACCAGCCGCCACACGAGCUCCGAAAGAACGCUAGAUUCUGGGCGUUGAUGUACACCGUCUUGGGUAUCGUCGCGCUGCUCAGCGUGCCGAUCCAAUUCUUCUUCUUCGGCGUGGCCGGCGGGAAGUUGGUCGAGCGCAUUCGCUCCUUGUCGUUCAAGAAGGUCGUCCACCAGGAGAUCAGCUGGUUCGACGAGCCUUCCAAUUCCAGUGGUGUAAUCGGUGCAAGGCUAUCAGUAGAUGCUGCGACUGUUCGGAGUUUGGUGGGAGAUAACCUGGCCUUGUUGGUGCAGAACCUCUCAACAGUCAUCGCAGGAUUCCUGAUCGCCAUCAUCGCAAAUUGGGAACUGUCUUUAGUGAUUAUAGUCGUCAUUCCAUUGGUCGGUCUUCAAGGAUACGCUCAGAUCAAGUUCCUCAAGGGGUUCAGUGCAGAUGCCAAGGCGAUGUAUGAACAAGCAAGUCAAGUGGCAAGCGAUGCGAUCAGCAGCAUCCGCACGGUGGCAUCCUUUUCUGCUGAGAAGAGGAUGAUGGAUGCUUACAGAAAGAAGUGCGAAGCUCCAAUGAAGCAUGGCAUCAGGCAGGGGCUCGCCAGUGGCUUGGGCUUCGGCUUCUCAUUCAUGACUCUCUACUUCACCUACGCCCUGUGCUUCUACGUCGGAGCUCGUUUUGUGAAAGACGGCAAAGCGACCUUCACGGAAGUAUUCAGGGUCUUCUUUGCCUUAACCAUGGCAAGUCUCAGCGUUUCGCAAACAAGUGCAUUGGGUCCAGACUCCACCAAAGCUAAGGAUUCAGUGGCUUCCAUCUUUGCGAUCCUCGACAGGAAGUCCAGCAUCGAUUCGAGCAGUGAUGAGGGCAUGAUCCUGGAUAAUGUAAAGGGUACCAUUGAGCUCCAACAUGUCAGCUUCAAGUAUCCAUCUCGGCCCGACGUGCAAAUCUUCAGAGACUUGUGCUUGACCAUUCAUUCAGGAAAGACUGUUGCACUUGUUGGAGAGAGUGGCAGUGGAAAGUCUACAGCGGUUGCUCUUCUGGAGAGGUUUUAUGACCCUGAUUCUGGUAGUGUGUUGUUGGAUGGAGUGGACAUUAAGAAGCUCAAGGUGAGAUGGCUGAGGCAACAGAUGGGCUUGGUAAGCCAAGAGCCUGUGCUAUUCAAUGACACGAUUCGAGCCAACAUAGCAUACGGGAAGGAAGGAGAAGCGUCCGAGAAAGAGAUUGUUGCAGCUGCGGAGAUAGCCAACGCACACCAAUUCAUCUCAGGAUUGCCGCAGGGAUACAACACGACGGUGGGCGAGAGAGGCAUCCAGCUCUCCGGCGGGCAGAAGCAGCGCGUCGCGAUCGCUCGUGCCAUCUUGAAGGAUCCGAGGAUACUGCUGCUGGAUGAGGCCACCAGCGCUUUGGAUGCUGAGUCUGAGCAUGCGGUGCAGGAGGCGUUAGAUCGAGCGGUUGUCGGUCGAUCGACUUUGAUCGUGGCACAUCGCCUGUCAACGAUAAAGGGAGCCGAUACGAUUGCAGUUCUGAAGAACGGGGUGAUAGUUGAGAAGGGAAGACAUGAAGCACUGAUCAAUCGCAAAGAUGGGGUUUAUGCUUCACUGGUAGCACUCUAUAUGAGUUCAAACUGAAGCUCUUGUAUCGAUAAUGAAGGGUAGAACUUUUUUUACUGCAUGAACUUGUUCUUGUCAAAAGGAAGCAAAUCAAAUUCUCCUACAUAAAAAAAGAGAAACAUUGUGCAUGAAUUAAUUUUAAUCAUGUUAAUGUGAUACACAUCCAUGAAUUUGGAUCUA